Molecule: messenger RNA, 2856 nt
Organism: Thlaspi arvense
Lineage: Eukaryota; Viridiplantae; Streptophyta; Magnoliopsida; Brassicales; Brassicaceae
Source: the annotation of a GenBank genome assembly
GUCGCCUUUCUCCGGCCUUCUCGUCAGCUCCACUCGACGCCGAAGACAACUGCUGACUUGGCCGCGAUUUCUACGGAGAAGGGACGCCGGAGGCUCCCGAAUUGGUGGUCGAGGUCUCUUCUCCCGCUGGCGAUAGCCGCCUCCGCCACCUCUUUCGCGUUCCUGAACCAGUCACAUCCUUCUAUCAGCGAAUCAUCGGCUUCAGAUUCUGGAGGUAUAACUAUUGGCGGAAAGGGUAGCACUGAACAUGUUGUUAAAGGGGAUUACAAGGAGGUUCCUAAGGAGCUUAUUGCUGAACUCAAAACAAUCCUCGAGGAUAACUUGACAACGGACUACGAUGAGAGGUACUUCCAUGGGAAGCCACAGAACAGUUUUCACAAGUCAGUCAACAUUCCUGAUGUAGUUGUUUUCCCGAGGUCCGAAGAAGAAGUCUCCAAGAUUCUUAAAUCCUGCAACGAAUAUAAGGUCCCAAUUGUACCAUACGGUGGUGCGACAUCGAUCGAGGGUCACACCCUGGCUCCAAAAGGAGGUGUAUGCAUCGACAUGUCAUUUAUGAAGAGGGUGAAAGCAUUGCAUGUGGAGGAUAUGGACGUUGUAGUUGAGCCUGGAAUUGGUUGGCUGGAGCUUAAUGAACAUCUAGAACAAUAUGGUCUAUUCUUUCCUCUUGAUCCAGGGCCCGGUGCAACCAUAGGAGGCAUGUGUGCUACACGUUGCUCUGGAUCUUUAGCUGUAAGGUAUGGAACUAUGCGUGACAAUGUUAUAAGCCUUAAGGUGGUUCUUCCUAAUGGAGAUGUUGUGAAGACAGCUUCACGUGCUAGAAAGAGUGCUGCAGGAUACGAUUUGACCCGCUUGAUGAUUGGGAGUGAGGGGACUUUGGGAGUCAUAACUGAGGUUACUCUCCGGCUUCAGAAGAUCCCACAGCAUUCAGUGGUGGCAGUGUGCAAUUUUCCUACGGUUAAGGAUGCUGCAGACGUGGCCAUUGCCACUAUGAUGUCUGGGAUACAGGUGUCAAGAGUGGAGCUCCUUGACGAGGUUCUAAUCAGGGCUCUUAAUAUGGCAAAUGGGAAAAACUUGAGAGAAGUUCCGACUCUGAUGUUUGAAUUUAUAGGGACAGAGGAAUAUGCUCGUGAGCAGACUCAAAUUGUUCAGCAGAUUGCUUCUAAACACAAUGGAUCAGACUUUGUGUUCGCAGAAGAAUCUGAAGCAAAAAAGGAACUCUGGAAGAUAAGAAAGGAGGCGCUGUGGGCUUGCUAUGCGAUGGCGCCAGGCCAUGAAGCAAUGACUACAGAUGUCUGUGUCCCUUUGUCUCACCUUGGAGAACUGAUAUCAAGAUCCAAGAAAGAGCUUGAUGCAUCACCUUUGUUUGCUGUCAUUGCGCAUGCUGGAGAUGGAAACUUUCAUACAUGUAUUAUGUUCGAUCCGAGCAAUGAAGAGCAGCGAAGAGAGGCAGAAAGAUUGAACAACUUUAUGGUUCACAGUGCACUUUCCAUGGACGGAACAUGUACUGGAGAGCACGGUGUUGGGACAGGAAAAAUGAAGUAUCUGGAGAAGGAACUGGGAAUAGAAGCACUGCAAACUAUGAAGAGAAUCAAGAAAGCGUUGGACCCAAACGAUAUCAUGAACCCGGGAAAGCUAAUUCCUCCUCAUGGAGGAAACGAAGAAAUGGGGUCACUAGGAGAAGAAGCACCACAAGUAGCAGAAGACUGCAUGGGUCUUCUUCAACUCCUAAGCAACGGCACCGUUUUGCGAUCCAAUAGCAUUGACCUUAUCACCCAACAAAUCCCACUCAAUAACCACAAAGCCGUUCUCUUCAAAGAUUCCGUCUUUCACAAACCCAACAAUCUUCACCUCCGUCUCUACAAACCCGUUUCCGUUUCCGCCACCACCAUCCCCGUCGUGUUCUUCUUCCACGGCGGUGGAUUCUGCUUUGGCUCACGUUCUUGGCCUCUCUUUCACAACUUCUGUCUUACUCUUGCAUCUUCCCUCCAAGCCCUUGUGGUCGCGCCUGACUACCGGUUAGCACCCGAACAUCGCCUCCCGGCCGCCUUUGAGGAUGCGGAGGCCGCGCUUCUGUGGGUCCGGGACCAGGCUGUUUCCGGUGGUGGGGACCACUGGUUCGAAGGUGGACCGGGCGUUGACUUCGACAGGGUUUACGUCCUUGGUGAUUCCUCCGGUGGGAACAUAGCUCAUCACCUUGCUUUCCGGUUCGCAUCCGGUACAAUCGAGUUGAGUCCGGUUCGGGUUCGCGGCUACGUUCUUUUGGGGCCGUUUUUUGGCGGGGAGGAGAGGACCAAGUCCGAGGAUGGCCCGUCUGAAGCUUUGCUCAGCUUGGAUUUGCUUGACAAGUUUUGGAGACUGUCACUACCAAAAGGUGCAACAAGGGAUCAUCCCAUGGCUAACCCUUUUGGGCCGACGAGUCGUGGACUCGAAUCAAUUAGCAUAGAGCCAAUGUUGGUGAUUGCCGGCGGCUCAGAACUCCUGAAAGAUAGGGCCAAAGAGUAUGCAUAUAAAUUGAAGAAGAUGGGAGGCAAAAGAGUAGAUUACAUUGAAUUCGAAAAUGAGGAACAUGGUUUCUUCAGCAAAAAUCCAUCUUCCCAAUCAGCGGAACAGCUUCUUCGUAUCAUUGGAGACUUUAUGGACACCUUCUCUGAUAUAUUUUAGCAUUUUGGCUCGCUUGUACCUAGGUCACUACGAGUUUACGUGAUCACUUAGAACUACAUCUGAAAAAGUUUGCUUGGUAAUUUGGUGAGACAUAUAUAUCCUUAAUUAUAUAAAAUGUUUUUGGUUUCGCUAUAUCCUUUUUCAUCGUAUCCCUAUUUUAAAUUUCAAAUAUGCAGAUCGCCAAUCUGCCAUGCC